AUGCCCAUUGCGGAAACCGCGGUGUUUCGAGAUCGUUCAAAUAUGGGAGAGAGUCAGAAGGCCACUGAGGAUAUCCCUGCGGUCGAAGUUCUGACACUCGACGAUGACGACGAUUCGGCGAAGGCACCGAAGGAACUGGCUGUUGAUGAGCUGUUCGCGCAUGAUCUGCUCCGAGAUGUUGCUUCCAUAGUUCACCAUGAAGAAGUCGAUCGAACACUCGAGCAGCUCGCUGAAGAAGCAUUCGAUGAGCUUGGCGACAACGUGUACGAGAAGGACAGAGUCAAGAUCAGCAAAUCAGAUAUCGAUCUCAAAACCGUUCAAUCUUCGACGAAAAAGGGUGGAACUCGCAUUCUACAAUUCACACCUGACACUUACAGUGGGCUUCCGGUUAACCAAUCUAAUGUCUACCCCGAAAAGAAGCGAACAUUGGCUGAUUUCCGGGAGAUUAUUUCGCGAAUUGCUGUGCCAGAGGAGCGAUACUGGAUUGUAGAGGAUAAGCUCUGCAAGAAGCUCGGCGUCAAGAACAAAAUACACCCAUUGAUGAUGGUGCGCAAAUCUGGCAAUUCUUCAAGCGCCAAACGAGAAGCACCCAGUGAUGGCACGCCAAAGAAGCCGCACGUCCUUUCUUCCAGUGACGACGAUGACAGGCCGCUUGAGGAUAUUCGACGCUCUCUUACCGCCGCCCAUCCGAGCGCUAUGCUACGAAAAAGUUUGGGGACGUCAGUGACGAAGAAAACCAAGGUUCCGAAGGUGAAGGCUGAGAAACCUGCAAAGGUCAAGAAGGAACCAAAAGCCAAGAAGGAACCGAAGGAACCGAAGGAAAAGAAGCCGAAAAAGGAAAAGCCUGAAAAGAAACUAAAGAGCUUAAAAAAUUUCCUGCACUCUCAAGGAAGUAGCCAAGGAUCUUCUACUACUGGUUCUCCGUUCUUGACGCCCGCACAAAGAUCCGAGAAGCGCUUCAAUGAUAUUAUGAAAAAAUUGCGCGCCGUUUUCGAUCAGGGUCCCAAGGAGAAAUUCCUGCUGUUCGUGAACAAGACGGCAUCCUCUUUGACCACCGAACAGAUCGAAUCGGUACCUGAAGAGCUGAUCCGCUAUUUCCUUUCACGUGUGCACAAAGGCUCGAUCAAGAAGAAAGAAGAACAGGAAGGGGAAGAUGAGGCGAAGGCCCUUGGGAAGCAGACCGAAAAGAUUAGGGCUGCCGCGAUGAACUCAGCACUGUCCGAUCACUUUGAGGAGAUGUCUGAGGAUCUGAACAUUUGCACUGAUCGACUCGAACUUCCCGAUGAGCCUGUAUCGGAUCAAACCGCCUUCGCCGAAGCGCUCACUCUCACCGAAGCCAUCCACGGGCUCGCGAAUUUCUUUGGGGUCAAGGAGGCACCAAGCGCGGAGUCAUUGUUCUCGGAUCUUUCCCGCGGCUUUGUUGGCUUCAGCAACGGUCUUGCAAAAAUCGUCCAUCCAUUAAUCCGGCUGCUACAAACCGCAAAAGAAUUUAAGAUCAGCCACUUUUCGCAAAGUCUCCGUCACUACAAUGUCGAUACGCUUGUCUUAUCCGAAAUGUGUCGCGCCAUCCUAACAUCUUCCUCGAUUGCCAUAGAAGGUGAUGAUGACGUGGCGCGGGCGACCGAAGACGUCGACUUGGAUAUGACAGCCCACGAUCAGAACUAUCGCGAGACGCUGCUGGCCAGUUUCCCGGAUAAUCUCGAGCUCUGGGAGCUACCACCGGAAACGCAGCUGAAGAUAGCCUCCUAUCUACUCCGAAUCGUCCUGACCACCGAGCUCUACGAAGAAUACUGCACAAAUGGUGGAGACGUUGAGAACACGAAAAAAUUGUUGGGGAAGCUGGAACAGCAAAAAGAGAAGCUAGUCAAAUUACGAAAAGACCUGGCCGCUCUACCGGAAUGCCCGCCGGAUGAUGCUGAGCUCUCCCGACUCGAGUCGAUGAAGUUUUCGAAGAUCCGGCAGCAGCGCGACACUCUGCGGCGCAACAUCGCAAUCAAGGAAGAGGAUAUCGAUGAGCUCAAGGAAGAGAUUCAGGAAUCGAAACAACAAGCCCAGUAUGCGUACCGUAUCAGCUCCUUUGGCAUGGACCGCAACUUCCGCCGAUAUUACUAUUUCGGGAAAUCGAGCCCGAACCUUGGAAUUUGGAUUCAGGAUCUAGGUGUUACGCGAGAAGAAGUGCUACUGAAGCAAGACAAAGAACCCGAACUGGCCGUCGACCUGAAAGAAAAGUGGUACUGCUUGCGCGACGUCGAAGAGAUGCGCCAAUUCUCAAAGAAGUUGAAUCCGCUAGCCAAUCGCGAGAAGAUCCUUCGACAAGAUUUUGAGGAUUUGGUGGAAAGCGUCAACGAACAGAAGGCGCACUAUGCCCGACGUCGCCAGGGCGACCGCAACAGUCGAUCGGUGUCUGUCGACCAGGUCGAAACGGCCCUCGAGACAUUCAAGGCGUCGCUCGACAGCUUUGCUGACGAGAUGAUUGAAAAUCACUUGGCCGUCGCGCUUGACGCAGCUAGCUACCAGGCACGCCUGCGAACAGCCACCGAUGUCGAUACUUUUGGUGAGCUGCUCGUCGAAAUCGUUGAAAAGGCUAACCCGAAGGCCAUCCGAACGACGAUUGCCCAGGUGUUUGGCUGCGGCUGGUUUGUAUUGGCAAAGUGGCGUCCGCAAGUCCUGGAAUCGAAAACAUUCUCGAAACUAUCGAUGCUUCUUGACAUGGUUCACUCACGUGCCGACUGGGACGAGUCACUGAAGAACAAGAAAUGCCGCGGAUGUGGCCGUAAAAAUACGCACGACUCUAAAGUCAUCUGCCACACGUGUGGCGCUUGCUUCCACGUCUAUUGCCUUCCAAGGAAGUUGAAAGAGGUCCCUAAUGAUGCGUGGAACUGUGCGAGCUGCGUCUACGAGAAGAACAAAUCCGAGAAAUCGUCUCGUCAUCAAGCCGCCGCACAAGACGAUCAAGAGGACGAUAAUGACGACUUUUUCGCGGCUGAGCGUGCCCAUUCUGAAGCGUCUGAAGACAUUCCCGCUGGCCGCAGCACCCGCUCAAAGCAACCACGUCGGGUUGAGCUCAACCCCGAGGCUGAGCUGGUCAAGGAGGUGUUCGAAAAAAUGAAGGGCCGGCGAGUUUACACCAGCCUGGCCAACCUCGAGAUUCCACGUCCGACAAGGAGCAGGAAGAGCCCGUUUAUGUCGCUUCAGAAAAUUUCCGAUCGUGUCGAAUCCUUCGAUUUCGAGACGUUUGAUGAAUUCAAGGGCUAUAUUCUCAAGCUGCUCGACUUGGCUACUGAACAGCUGCCGGAUCGGAAGCUUGCCCAGCUCGACGAGGUUCGCGAACUCUUCAACGAUGCUGAGGAGGAUGAGGAGGACGAAGAGGAUGAGGAAGACGGCGAAGAGAGCACCGACGCUGAGGAGAGCGAGGAGGAGGCCGAA
This is a messenger RNA of Mesorhabditis spiculigera, 3426 nucleotides long. The record is from the annotation of a GenBank genome assembly. Lineage: Eukaryota; Metazoa; Nematoda; Chromadorea; Rhabditida; Rhabditidae.